CAAGAAUAACCAUUAUGUAGGUUACACAAGAAUCCCUCGUGUGUGAGCUUCUUAAUACACGUGUUAUCGCAUUAAAAGAAACGUAAAGAUUCUUUAUUUCGUAUUCCGAUGUCUUAGAUAAUUUCCAAGCACCUAAAUCAUCUAAAUAUUUUCACGUUUCGUUUUACAGCGGCAUAAAAUUAAAGUCGAGGCGAGUAGUACUAACUGAACCCGUAAGGUUAGCGUUGAUAUCGCUGGUAUAACAAAGCGCUUAUUUUCCGUGCAAAUAACUUACGGGGCUAUACUAAACCUGCUCUAGUAAAAACUCGCUUCUGCAGCUUUAAAAACGAUCAAUGGUUAUUUAAAAUUACAGUCCACGUGAGGCUAGUGUGUUUCUAUUGAUUGCACCUCAGUGUUGACAAACGCAGCACUUGUGCUUUGCAGUCUAGGUCUGCAGUUGCAGGGAUGCUAUGAGAUGCUGCUUUAAUUCAACGUCAGAUCAAGUUUGAUCAAUAUUCCCCCUGCUGGCCCAAUUGGAAGAGCCUUAUUCACAAUCAGAUCUGGUACUCUUUCUACCACCAUCUUUGGGAUAAGUCCCUGGAUUUUUCAGUGGCAGAAAAUUUGAUCUGCAACUCUGCUUGCACCUCAAUGAACCCAAGUGGGACAUUGUGAAAGAAAUAAAAGCUGAAGGAUUUUCUUGACGUCCACGGCUGUGUACAUGAUUUUGCCGUAUCAGUUUCGUUUUAGGAGUUGAAUUUAAAGGUUGCAGAAAAUGGGACGCAGAAUUCUGCAUACUGUCCUUUUUUUAACUAUCCUUUUUGGUAAAUCCCUCGCUGGCUUUCCAAACCAGAUAAAUAUAGGGGGACUUUUCAUGCGAUCUACCGUGCAGGAGCACAGCGCUUUUAGGUUUGCAGUACAGCUGUACAAUACAAAUCAAAAUGUGACCGAAAAACCCUUCCAUCUAAACUACCAUGUAGAUCACCUAGAAUCCUCAAACAGUUUUUCUGUCACACAUGCGUUCUGCUCACAGUUCUCCAGAGGAGUUUAUGCCAUCUUUGGUUUCUACGACAAGAAGUCCAUGAACACGCUGACUUCCUUCUGUGGAGCUCUCCAUACCUCCUUUGUAACUCCAAGUUACCCAACUGAUGCAGAUGUUCAGUUUGUCAUUCAGAUGCGCCCAGCUUUGAGGGGUGCAGUCUUGAGUCUUCUCUCCCACUACAAAUGGGAGAAGUUUGUCUACCUCUAUGACACGGACAGAGGGUUCUCAAUAUUACAAGCUAUCAUGGAGUCUGCAGUGGCCAACAAUUGGCAGGUGACAGCACGAUCAGUGGGGAGUAUAAGUGAUCCACAAGAGUUCAGACGUAUCAUUGAAGAAAUGGACAGAAGGCAGGAAAAACGCUACUUAAUAGAUUGUGAAGUGGAAAGGAUAAACGCCAUCUUGGAGCAGGUUGUGAUCCUUGGAAAGAACAGCCGUGGCUAUCACUACAUUUUGGCAAAUCUGGGCUUCUCCAAUGUGAGCUUGGACAAGGUCUUUCUCGGUGGAGCGAAUAUAACUGGGUUUCAGAUUAUCAACACAGAAAACCCAAUCGUGCAGCAGUUUCUGCAGCGCUGGGACAGGCUAGAUGAAAGAGAGUUCCCUGAAGCACGAAACACUCCACUAAAGUAUACAUCUGCUUUGACUCAUGAUGCCAUACUGGUGAUAGCUGAAGCCUUCCGCUACCUGAGAAGACAGCGAGUGGACGUGUCACGGAGAGGCAGUGCGGGAGACUGUUUGGCAAAUCCGGCCGUACCCUGGAGUCAAGGCAUUGACAUUGAAAGAGCUCUAAAAAUGGUACAAGUACAAGGUAUGACUGGGAACAUCCAGUUUGACAACUUUGGCAGAAGAUCUAACUACACCAUCGACGUGUAUGAGAUGAAACCAGGAGGGCCCCGGAAGAUCGGGUACUGGAACGAAUAUGAAAGAUUUGUAUAUAUUAUGGAUCAGCAGGUCACCAACGACACAUCGUCUGUGGAAAACCGAACAAUUGUGGUCACUACUAUCAUGGAAGCUCCAUAUGUGAUGUAUAAGAAAAACAGUGAUCAUCUGGAAGGAAAUGAAAAAUAUGAAGGCUACUGUGUCGAUUUAGCUUCCGAAAUUGCAAAACAUGUCGGGAUAAAAUACAAAUUGUCUAUUGUAACGGAUGGAAAGUAUGGUGCACGGGACCCAGAAACUAAGACGUGGAAUGGGAUGGUGGGUGAACUGGUAUACGGGAGAGCAGAUAUAGCCGUUGCACCUCUUACUAUAACACUGGUACGAGAAGAAGUGAUUGACUUUUCUAAACCCUUUAUGAGCUUGGGAAUCUCCAUUAUGAUAAAGAAGCCUCAAAAGUCCAAACCUGGAGUGUUCUCCUUCCUGGACCCUUUGGCCUAUGAAAUUUGGAUGUGUAUAGUGUUUGCCUAUAUUGGAGUCAGUGUGGUCCUCUUCCUGGUCAGCCGAUUCAGUCCCUACGAGUGGCAUUUGGAUGACAGUGAUGAAGCAAGAGACCCCCAGACCCCACCGGACCCUCCAAACGACUUUGGAAUUUUUAAUAGUCUCUGGUUCUCCCUGGGAGCCUUUAUGCAGCAAGGAUGCGAUAUUUCACCAAGGUCCUUAUCUGGGAGGAUUGUUGGAGGUGUGUGGUGGUUUUUUACACUGAUCAUUAUUUCAUCUUACACUGCCAACCUUGCUGCUUUCCUUACUGUGGAGAGGAUGGUCUCUCCAAUUGAAAGCGCAGAAGAUCUCGCCAAACAAACUGAAAUAGCAUAUGGCACCUUGGACUCAGGUUCAACCAAAGAAUUCUUUAGACGUUCGAAAAUAGCAGUGUAUGAAAAAAUGUGGUCAUACAUGAAAUCGGCAGAACCCUCUGUCUUUGCUAAAACAACAGCUGAAGGGGUUGCCCGGGUACGAAAGUCGAAGGGCAAGUUCGCCUUCCUACUCGAAUCCACCAUGAAUGAAUACAUUGAGCAGCGGAAGCCCUGUGACACCAUGAAAGUGGGCGGAAAUCUCGACUCCAAGGGCUAUGGUGUGGCGACUCCCAAAGGCUCAGCAUUAAGAAAUGCUGUUAACCUGGCAGUAUUAAAACUGAAUGAGCAAGGCCUCUUGGACAAAUUGAAAAACAAAUGGUGGUACGACAAGGGAGAGUGCGGCAGCGGGGGAGGUGACUCCAAGGACAAGACAAGCGCGCUGAGCCUGAGCAAUGUAGCUGGAGUCUUCUAUAUUCUUGUUGGAGGGCUUGGGCUGGCCAUGAUGGUAGCUUUAAUAGAAUUCUGUUACAAGUCAAGGGCAGAAUCCAAAAGACUGAAACUUGCAAAGAAUGCUCAAAACUUUAAACCUGCCCCCCCAACAAACACCCAGAAUUUUGCCACAUACCGAGAAGGAUACAACGUGUAUGGAACAGAGAGUGUGAAAAUAUAGGGUUUGGAGGGGCACAGUUGCACACAGUAUACACGACAUCCAUGACUGGUUGCAAUGGAGAAGAUGGUUGGGCUAUGGGCCUGGACUGCCCCACCAUCACUGCACAUUGCCACGGGCGUCAGGCAUGGCACGAUAAUCGGCAGUGAAGCAACAGACUUGUCGUUUCAAGAACUAAAUUUUUCCUGCAGUGCCUUAUGGAACAUUCAAAGAGUCACAACAAUGCAACUCAUCACAGUAAUAUUGCUUCGCUUGAAAUACAAAAAAAAACAAUGGAGAUAUGAAGAAAUCGUAAUCUGUGAACCUUACAGUACAGAUUUUUUAAUGAAAAGCCAUCACUUGCUAACCUAGCACAGCUAGAAGUGCUGGACAAAGGUAAACAUAUUCAAGAUCAGAAGUCAUUGGGAAAGAACAACGGUAUUCUCAAGAAAGACUAUGUUUUGAACAACUUAAUUCUUUUAUAGCCGGAGUCUGUCCAACAACUGGUCAAACAGCUCCUUAGCAAGAAUGAAAAUCAGCGUUAUUCAGUGUAUUGCAGAAUCAUCCAAAUCUAAUGUUGAAAAAUUUGUGUUCCGAGUCAAUGUAUUUAAAAUAGUUACAAGGGUUUGUUGGUUCAGAUUUAUUUUAGUAACUAGGAAGGGACACCAGUCAUAUUGCUGUCCCUUUUGUUAACCCAAGGUUAACCUGAAUACUUCUUAAAUUAUUUUUUAAUAAUUUAAGGGUGAAAUGUUUGUUUUUAAACUCCAGUGUUUCCGGUGUCUCAAAACAGGAGAGGAACAGUGUGGAAAGGUGGUGUAGAAGUCUCAUUAAUGUGGCUGUAAAUGGACAACUGAAAUAGUUUUCAAAAUGAUGAAAUUAUGCUUUGUUUGUGCAUAACAAUAUACACUAAAACAAAUCUACUGCUGAAAGACAUGUUAAAGAACAGACAAAUCUCAGACUAAAUUUGGUGUCUGAUUGUUAGAUAAUAUCAAUUCUGGAGGAAAAAUCAACAUGAUUGUUGGUUACUCAAAUUGGCUGUUCCCAUGAACACCUGCUUAUGAAUUACAUCUUGUCUGGAUAGUAUUUAAAGUCUGAAGUGUUCUUAUUUUGGCAGGAACAAUGAUGAAAUCUCAUUUGUCUAGAAGUCAAAGUCUAGAAUAAAAAAACAUCAACAAUGAUUACUUUGGACAAAUCAUAUUACAUCAGAUAAUAAAAUGCAGAAUUGUUUUCAGAGGUUAAAGAGUAGAAAGAUCUUAAAUCGAUUCAAACACAAUUUGUUAUAAAACACUUAAUAAAGUUUAUGAUGCCUUUGAGACCUAAAUUUCUAAUUUUAUUUUUGUUUUGGUAAACAUUGCACAUUUUCAAUCAAACUGUGAUAUGUUCUGGUGGCAUUUAUUUCAUUUAUGGGCACAGGAAUUUGUUUCUGCGUUCAGAACAUCGCAAAAAGUAUUGAAAUGAAUUUUAUCUACAGGCCCCUAAGGCCAGGUUUUAAAAUCAAGUUAAAUACAUUUCCAUUAAUAAUGUUAUAAUUAUUUCACCCUCUAUAAGAAAACUGUGAUUCCAUAGUCUUUAAAGUAUGCCAAGAAAGGAUUAAAUAUAAAUAACUACAAAUUGUGGAAAGAUAGUUUUCUAAAAAAAUUAAAACCGAAAAAAAAAUAAAAGGGAAAAAUAAAAAAAAGAAACCUGUACAUUUGUUUAAACAAAGUUAAUUUAUGGGAGUGAAGCCUUCAGAAAAGAACGUCUGGUUUUAUUCUUUUUAAAACUGCAUGUAACAAGUGUUGAUUGCAUAACAAGUUCCGCUACUUACGUCAAGCUGUAGAAGGUCAACAGUAGUAUCUCAAGAUUUUUGUUUCAUUUUGUUCUUAUUUCAUUAUUUUUUUUGUAACUGCACUUCAGCAAACAGAAAUUGCCAAGCAACCUAGCGACUACAAAAGUAAAGUAAGAAUUGCAUGUGUGGGCAUAAUUUACUAAGCCUCAUUAAUGAGGUGUUGUACAAAGAGUUUUAAUACAUUUUGUAAAUAAAACUGUAUAGAAAAAAAAA
Molecule: messenger RNA, 5429 nt
Organism: Lepisosteus oculatus (spotted gar)
Lineage: Eukaryota; Metazoa; Chordata; Actinopteri; Semionotiformes; Lepisosteidae
Gene: gria3b
Product: glutamate receptor, ionotropic, AMPA 3b
Biological process (GO): synaptic transmission, glutamatergic; monoatomic ion transport; modulation of chemical synaptic transmission
Cellular component (GO): plasma membrane; dendritic spine; AMPA glutamate receptor complex
Molecular function (GO): transmitter-gated monoatomic ion channel activity involved in regulation of postsynaptic membrane potential; AMPA glutamate receptor activity
Source: RefSeq, a predicted model, not a curated record